Gaeumannomyces tritici R3-111a-1 is the source of this 368-nucleotide messenger RNA. RefSeq lists its product as hypothetical. NCBI's taxonomy places the organism in Eukaryota, Fungi, Ascomycota, Sordariomycetes, Magnaporthales, Magnaporthaceae. The coding region runs from base 1 to 249 and encodes 82 amino acids. The record is from RefSeq and is a predicted model, not a curated record. The transcript has a single exon.
AUGUGCCAGGUUACGAACGCAAAGUCCUCCGACCACUGCGGCUGCAGCUGGUUCGACCCCGACUCGAGCUCCCUCGAGCGCUGCGCCUGGGCCGCGGCCAAGCAGAUGGACUGCCCCGACUUCCAGUGGCAAGUUUCUUCAACAUGGAAAGUCGACGGCCCUUGUAGCUCCUGUAGCAAGGGUCCCGCCAAAGAGAAGCGCGGGGGCGUCUUUAAGAAUCUGCUGAAGCUCUCCGGGGCCCGGAAAUGAUGGAGGCCAAGUGCGAUUUUGUUGCGCGUCCGCAACGGACGAAAUAGGUAACCAGGCCUUUGGAUAAGGUUAUUCGGCCACAUACGUAAGUAUAAUAUCCAAAAAAAAAAAAAAAUGCA